AUGGAGAUCGAUCCACCAGCUCAUCCAGUUAGGAGAGUGUAUUACUUGAGCCUUCUAGCUCACAUUUCCAAGCUGGGUACGAAGCAGUUUGCUGGUAGUUCUUAUCCCAUUGAGGCAGACGAGUGGAGGAGCAGAUUGGCUCGGAAUUUUAGCUCAACUCGUUGCGCAGAGGAGUACAGGAAGGACAUUGCGGUUCACAUCCUGGAAGGUGAUGCACAUAACUGGUGGUUUGCUCUGGACAAACGCACCAAUGGGACAAUUGAGCGGUUCUCAGACUUUGACGUGGAGUUCAACCACAAAUACUUCCCGGCUGAAGCUUGGGACCGUCUGGAGUCUCAGUUCCUAGACUUGACUCAAGGACGCAUGACAGUACGUGAGUACAAAGAGAAGUUCAACCGGCUCAAACGAUAUGUGGGUAAGGAGUUGGAGGAGGAGACGGUACAUAUACGUAGGUUUCUUCGAGGCCUAAGGGUCGAACUUCGAACCUAUUGCUCUGUUGGUCACUUCCAAACAAUGUCUGAACUGGUGGACCGCAUGGCUAUGGUGAAGACUAACUUGGCCGAAGAGGCCAAACUGAAAUCUAGGGGCCAUACGGCUUCUAGUGGAUCCGGAAGCGACCGGAAGGGAAAGAGUGACACGGCCGAAGGGGGCGAGGCCUCAAGUGAUAGGCCGGAGUGUCCUUCAUGCGGAAGGCAUCACGGUGGAGAGUGUUGGAAGGCAAAGGGGGCUUGCACCCAUUGUGGCAAGAUGGGGCACUUUGCUCGAGACUGUCCUGGACGGUCAGAGAACCGUGGACAGGGCUCGGGGAGUGACCCCAGAAGCUGUCAUUACUGCAGCAAGACGGGACACCUACGCUGGGAAUGUCCCAAGAUGCAAUCUGAUGCUAAAGGAGGUGGGGAGGCCAGCAAGCCAAGCCAGACCCGAGGUCAGAUCUUAGCACCGCGUGUGUAUGAACUGACCAAGGACGCAGCAGAGGCUGGACCGUUCCUAGCUGUCACUAGUAACAUUCUAGAUCCAUUCUUUUUCAAUUCAGUAGAUUGGCAUGAUAAGAUCGGAAAAGGGUUGUUCCAGAUGGGAACGGAGGAUGAUCCUUGCAUAGUGAAUGCGGCCGGUGGGCAAGUAAUGCAUUCAUUAGGGCGAGUAAAGGAUAUCCCAAUAGUGAUCCAGGAUAAAGUUAUGCAUGUGGAUCUGGUUGUUGUCUGCCUUAAGAAUCAUGAGGUGAUAUUAGGCAUGGACUGGCUUGGAAAGAACCGGGCCACUCUGGACUGUCACAGAGGAAGGGUGCAGUUUGAGAGUGGGUGUGGACCCCCGAUCAGGUUCCAGGGUAUUCGUCCGACCUCUGGAUGCUUAGUGAUAUCAGCAGUCCACGUGGAACGGAUGCUUGAGAAGGGUUGUGAGGCCUUUUUGGUCACAAUCGCCACUAAGGAGGUUGUAGGGGCUGGUGACCCGGAUGGGAUUCCGCUGGUUAAAGAGUUUGAGGAUGUGUUUCGGGCACUACAGGGACGACCCCAAUGUCCAAAAGUCCAUAUCAAAAAGGAUGGUAGCUUCAGGCUGUGUAUUGAUUUAGCCUCAAGGUAUCAUCAGAUCCCAAUUGAGCCUUAUGAUAUCAGGCAGACGGCAUUCCGGACCAGGUAUGGCAACUAUGAGUUUGUGGUUAUGCCAGAAGACCAUGAGAAGCAUCUCAGGACCAUACUAGGACGUUUGAGGGAACAGAAACUCUUUGCCAAACUAAGCAAGUCUAGUUUAUGGCAGAAGAGCAUUGGGUUCCUCGGACACAUUGUGUCUGAUCAGGGCGUGUCAGUAGAUCCGGAGAAGGUUCAGACUAUACGAGAUUGGCCGCAGCCUAGGAAUGCUACUGAGGUUAAGAGUUUCCUAGGGCUGGCCAGCUACUACAGAAAGUAUGUCAAGGGGUUUGCGAGUUUGGCUCAACCCAUGACACGACUUACAGGCAAGGAUGUGAAGUUUGCCUGGAAUGAAGGGUGUGAGAAGUGUUUCUCAGCGCUAAAGGAUAUGCUGACGAAUGCACCAAUAUUGGUAUUACCGUAG
Molecule: messenger RNA, 2046 nt
Organism: Brassica napus (rape)
Lineage: Eukaryota; Viridiplantae; Streptophyta; Magnoliopsida; Brassicales; Brassicaceae
Exons: 4
Coding region: 1-2046 (681 amino acids)
Molecular function (GO): zinc ion binding; nucleic acid binding
Source: RefSeq, a predicted model, not a curated record